AUGAAGACACGGAACGUUAGCCCCGCAGUCAUCCGGUUCGACCUGACUAUGGCUGUGACUGUUGUUAAACACAGACGUGCUGUGAACAUCUCAAUCUCCUCCGACUGUGAACUGGACAUUUAUCACAGUUACAGUGUGCACUGUGAACCUGAGGGCUUCUUCAUUCAGCCUGAGAGUAAAACAUUUGAUUCCAGGUUUGGACCAAACUACUACCCGGCAUUUCUAGUUUCCCUGACGACGAGCACAGAGAGAGUGGUUUUGAAGGUCAAGGACCAAGGUGGAAAUGUAGUCUGGUAUUGUCGCGUGUCACUUGAAGAUCCAAGGAAGGAAUUGUCCCAGAGAAAUGUCCAAGAGAGCAGAGUCUCAGCAGAGAGCAGAGACCCAGCAGAGAGCAGCGUCUCAGCAGAGAGCAGAGUCCCAGCAGAGAGCAGCGUCCCAGCAGACCAGAGGCUGUUCUCAGUUCGGACAGAGUUCAUUCAAAGAGUGACUCCAACUCUCCUGAUCGACCUUCUGGAUAAACUCUUUGAGUCUGGAGUGAUCACCGAAUCUGAAAUGACGUCGGCCAGAACAAAACCCCAAAAUGGCGGAGCACGAGAGGUGGUGGACGCGGUGCGAAAUAAAGGAGCUGAAGCCAGCAGGGUUCUGAUCAAUGCUCUCCGUGAGCUGGACCCGUAUCUUUACAGAAAGCUCAACUUGAGCUGAGGAAAAACCUUGUGGAGUGUGUGUGACAGUUGAAGUCUAGUCCUCUGUUUUGUUACCUGUACAUUUUCCCCCUUGUCCUUGAAGGUAACACAGAUUCUGAGCGAAGGCCACUUUCGUUCUCUCUUUUCUCCUGGACUCCCUCCUGAGAGCAGCAACCCGUAUUUUUUUUCAAGUAAAUGUUUACUUUAUUACAUACAAUACUUUAAUUUACCAGCAUCCAUUUCAUCCUUUCACAUUUUUGUCAGGCAUAGGAGCCGGGUUAUGACAAAAAUAAGGGCUUGUUCUUAUUUUACCAAUUAGUACUGACUGCUGGGUAAGAUUUGGGAUUUUGGGGCAUUUGGUACCUAGGCAUGCGAUUUGGAGUUUUAUUUGUUUUGUAUUAUCAAACUGUAAAAACCUGUACCUGUUUGUGCUGGUGAAUGUAAAUAUAAUAUACUUAGGUAGUGAAUUAAACCCAGUGGUGUUCAGUAACUAAGUACAUUUACUCAAGUAUUGUACUUAAGUACAAUUCUGAAGUACUUAUACUUUACUUCAGUAACUCAAUAUUUUUGCUACUUUGUACUUCUACCCAGUAGCGGCUGGCCCAUAGGGGGCGAUAGGGCGCCGCCCUCCCUAAACCCAAGCCCCCAGGAAGUGCUCCGGACUCUCAAAAUGUGUUGUGUCCAAACGGCGGUACUGCAACUUCCGUAUCAGUCCGUGAC
Messenger RNA from Trematomus bernacchii (emerald rockcod), 1403 nucleotides. RefSeq lists its product as uncharacterized. The transcript is spliced from 4 exons. Bases 1 to 702 code for a protein of 233 amino acids. NCBI's taxonomy places the organism in Eukaryota, Metazoa, Chordata, Actinopteri, Perciformes, Nototheniidae. The record is from RefSeq and is a predicted model, not a curated record. Gene Ontology annotation, biological process: regulation of apoptotic process.